This is a messenger RNA of Alternaria atra, 873 nucleotides long. RefSeq lists its product as uncharacterized. The transcript is spliced from 2 exons. Lineage: Eukaryota; Fungi; Ascomycota; Dothideomycetes; Pleosporales; Pleosporaceae. The record is from RefSeq and is a predicted model, not a curated record. Bases 1 to 873 code for a protein of 290 amino acids.
AUGAUCUCUCCGGACAGCUCACACACAUACACUUCCCUUGACCUCUCUCUUAUGGCCAUCUUACACUCCCUUCGCAGUUCCCCCUCCGCCCGCCAGCGUACUGGAAACUGGUACCCCCAAGGCCUAGCCACGCGCAACGACUCCCUCAUCUUGUACGAACACACUGCAGCCAACGGCCCCCAACAAACCCCAGUUUCGCUGAAAAGGUUUGUAGACAUGGCACAGACGUGGUUAUUGAUUCGCAACCCAGCGAACGUAUCUGGCGACCCACCCAAUUCCCUCAACUCCUGGAUAGAUAUCAUUACCAACCUCCGCAAAUCCAACGUCGACGUUAGAAAAAUCGACACAAAACUCUACUUUGAGCUCACCACCAUACUCACUGGCGAUGCUCUCAAUGAGCGAAUCAAUGAAAUCGCCCAGUGGAGCCGGACUGGUCAUUUAGACAGGCGGUAUGUCGCGUGGCGCAAGCACGUCGAGGCUAAGAAGAGGAAUGCAAGAGCCCAGGACACCGGUACUACUGCUGCUAUUAAGAACCAGAAAGACGCUCGCAUGGACGGUCUUUACUCCAAACGCUUCACGCACAAGCAUCCCCUCGGCCGCCCGCGUUCUCUCGUCUCCGAAGACGAGAAAGCGGAGCGCAGGGCUGAGAAGGUCACUAGGGCCAAGGCUGAAGCUACUACUGGAGCUGCCGCAGCAGUACAUAUUGCUAAGAGAGGUUGGGUAAGGAGGUCCUGGGGUAAUAGGAAGAAGAGGCAUAGCAUCGUAUUUGUGCUGGGUAUGGUGUUUGUGUUUGGGCCGUUGCUGGGUGUCUUACUUUGGGCUAUGGUGAUGCAUAAGUUUGAUUGGACACCAGGGGCUGGGGAGGGGUAUUAG